UGCAGAAAGACGGAACUCGGGUUGAUGUUCCUGGCGCGAAGUCUUUAAGUUUACAGACUUCAUAAAAUCAACACGUUACUCUUGAAUAUUAGUCUGAAUAUCAGACGGGUGGACAUCAGACAACAAAUCUAAACUUGAAGAUAAACAUGUCAGAGACGAAGUGGUGAGUUUUUAUCAUUAGUAUGUGUCAGAGGUCGCUGGUUUGGCAGUAACGUGCGACGAAUCGAAAAUGACGGAGGCCGGAGCGGAGCGAGACCGGCGGAAAAAGGCGCCGAGGUCGGUGUGUGUGUACGACUGCCGCUCGGAGAGCCGCGUCGCGCCGCCGCCGACGCUCAUAGACACCGCGGAGCUGGACUACAGCGGCUUCCUGCGGGCUCUGAGACAGGAGUUUUCCCUGUCGGCAAAUGAGACUUUUGUUAUUAGCACGACGGACCGAAGAGAGAUCGACUCAGAACUUUACAAGGAGCUGGUGGAUGGGAAAACCUUGCACCUGUUGAAGUCUGUGGAUCAGGAGCUGACUGCGGCGACUCAAGAGCGGAUUGAGUUUCUGCCGCACUACCAUACUCUGGUGCAGUGUGGCAUGUACGAGUACUACGCUAGUGAAGGACAGAAGGCGCUGCCCUAUGCCUUCGCUGAGCUCAUCGAUAACGCGCUGUCAGCCACCGCAAGAAACACGGGAAUCAGGAGAAUUGAAAUCAGAUUGCUGUUUGAUGAGUCUCAGGGAAGACCUGCUGUUGUGGUGAUGGAUAACGGCUGUGGAAUGACAUCUAAACAGCUGAACAACUGGGCCGUUUAUCGUCUAUCUAAGUUCAUACGAGAAAACAGCAUAAAGAGUGAAGAAACCGGUUACGUGCGGCCGGAUCCAGUUCCACGCAGUCUGAACAGUGACAUCUCGUAUUUUGGAGUCGGAGGCAAACAGGCUGUGUUUUACAUCGGCCAGUCUGUCAGAAUGAUCAGUAAGCCUGCAGGCUCGCCAGAUGUUCAUGAAUUUGUCAUGUCUAAAGAAGACUUUGAGCGCAAGGAGAUGAACAGGGAAGACAUUUACACUGGCUUCAUUAGAAACAGGAAGCCUGCCGAUUGCUCGCAUGUGAGUGAAGGCGAGGAGCAGUUUCUGCAGUCCAUUGUGAUGGAAGAAAAAGAAAAGGAGAGUUUUACUGCAGUUAUCAUCACUGGAGUCCAACAGGAACACGUCACUUACCUGAAACACAAUUUCAAUCUGUGGACCAGAGAGUUGGCACAUACUUACCAUUACUAUAUACACGGAGUUCAUGGAAACGACCAGAGGGAAACGAGAAAAAAUGACCACGUCUCCAACAUUGACAUUCAGAUCAGUUUGGUGGAGCGCUCUCCUCGAAUCCCGUGUAUGAUGAAUCUGAGGGAGGUGGAUAAUGACAUGCAGACUCUGUAUAUCAACUCCAGUUUUUCCACUUUUGAGUUUAAAGCCACCGGCGCUAGAGACUCCUUUGUGGAAGGAUUGAUCCGUUAUCACCCGUUCCUCUAUGAUCAGGAAACAUACCCAGUGGAUCCAUAUGCAUUAGGUCCUUCAGAGGAUGAGGAUGAAGACUGUGUAAUUCUGAACUCUGAAGCUCGGGGCAAACGUCCGGUCUUUGAGUGCUUCUGGAAUGGGCGGCUCAUUCCCUACACCACUGUCUCAGAGUUCGAGUGGUGUGCAAGGCCUAAGAAAGUAGGUGCAGUGCCGCUGGAGUGUUAUAACCGGAUUUCAGGAGUUCUCUUCGCCAACGACCGAUUCCAAGUCAGUACCAACAAACUUACCUUCAUGGACCUGGAGCUUCAACUCCGUGACAACAUCACCAUUUUUACCAGAGUGCACAAUGGCCAGGAGCUGCGGGUGAAUAUUCAGAGGGAGUUUACUAACUGGUUAAAAGAAUGUCACGAGCGCUUCGACAAGCAGGUGAUGUUUCAGGGAUUUAAGGGUUCGAUGACGCGUACAGAUGUGCCCACCAAACGGCAACAGUCACCCUGGGCUAUAUUCCAAGCCAUUAAGUGGGAUGGCAAGACUUAUAAGAAAGGACAAUGUGUGAAGUCAGUAAAGACGAACCCUGUCUUCGUUGGCUCUAUAGUUAAUUUCUUGCUCUACGGAGAGCAUGAAGGAGACGUGUACGCCACAGGAGGAUAUGUCCAGAUUGCACUGGAACCGAAGGAGUUGUAUGAUGAGGUAAGGAUCAUUCCCAUCUCUAAGAUCGACAGGCUGGCCGCAGCCGCAACCAUUAAGAAGAAAAUCGAAGAUGAGCUCGCAAAUAAGCUUGGGAAGUACACACUGCAUCUGCAGACCAUGCUGAGUGACAACUCUGCCAGCGAAUGGGCUGGAAAAAGACUCCCCAACUGCACCCUCAAUUUCUCUAUUAAAGAAGGUGAAGCGAUAUCUUUUGUUCUAGGUGUCAUUUCCUCUCCCGUCCAUUUCGGAGUUCCCUUCAGUAUUCAUCUAGAUUUUAGGGAUGAGUUUGAUUAUCCCACCCAGCCACCCUGUGACAUUAAACCCCAGCUGGAAUGUAGUUCACUAGAGCUGAGUUAUGAGGGGAUCAUAUUUGGCACCACUUGUGUCAUCAAAAAUGUGAGGGCCAAGGGAAAGAUCAAUCAUCAAAACAAGAUGUACACAGUGAAGGUGCACAUCCCCGGGCUGAAGCAGGACAGCCAGUCUCUUCAAAUUGUUCUGCAACCUGGCCCUCCGCACACUCUUGUGGUGUUUCCAGACGGUGAUGUGCUCUCUGUUGAGAAUCGAACUCCAGCAAACUUCAGAGUUGAGAUUCACGAUGAGUACCAGAAUAUCACCACUCAUCCUAAACUCAGCGUCCGCUGCCAGUUGCUGGGAGCCCCUGAUCUGCCCGUGGAUGUUGUGGACUGCAGUAACACCGGCUCUGGACUCCUGCUGACCAAACCACUUCUGCUGAAGACUGUAAACGCUGAGCAGAUCCUUACUGCUAAGUUCAACAUUCCUAACCACAGGACAGUGGCGUGCGUGGAACGUAAGCUGCGCGUCUUGCCCAGCUCACGAAUAUCCCGUUUGGAGGUCUACAGACAGGAAGAGGGCUCUGAGGAUGUCAUGGUGCUGCAAAACGCCGAGCGCAUUGAUUGGACGGCAGGAGACACGCUAGGAAACCUGCGCUUCAGACUGUAUGAUGAGGGCAAUAGACUGGUUUCCCUUCGGCCGAAACUCACCACCAAGAUUAAGGUGAAUUGGACAGCAGAUAUAAACGCAGAAGAGCUUUCUCAGGGAAAACUGCCAGCUUUAAGUGUCCCAUCUCAAGCACAGAGAGAGCAUUUCUACCUUGUGUCUUUCCACGACCAGCACACGGUCAACUUUUCCUUCAUCAUUGUGCCUCGUCCAGAUGAGCCUGAGCGCUUGCGGGUCAACCUCAGCGAGUCGACUGUGAAAAUGGGAGAAAUUCUGUCAGGAAAUAUACAUGUAGAAGUUGUAGAUCAGUAUGGGAAUAAAACAGACUGUCUGAAUGCUGAAAUUGUGAAGACUAUGAGCGUGUCUGCUGAUGGUCUGGAUAAAUCAGCUCUGGCCACUGAAUGGCAGGUGCUCCAUUUGCAGAUCACUCACCAGUUUGGUGUUUAUGUAGAAGUUGUAGAUCAGUAUGGGAAUAAAACAGACUGUCUGAAUGCUGAAAUUGUGAAGACUAUGAGCGUGUCUGCUGAUGGUCUGGAUAAAUCAGCUCUGGCCACUGAAUGGCAGAUAAAGUCCUCGGUAUCAUCUCUGUCUGUAGAUUCAGAAGGAAAAGCUUACUUCAUAUUAGAAGCUAUAAGUGGUCCAAAAGGGGAGCAUCAGCUGGAGUUUCGGGGGUCUUUUAGCAGGAACGGGAUUCCUGGGCCUGUAGUAAAACUAAAUGUGAUUCCUGAUCCCAAUAAACCCGUUGAACUCUCUAUCGAAUAUGACAGCGCUGCCACCUUAUGUGCAGGGGACAUUUUCCCAGUGUUUACUGUGGUCGUGAUGUCUGAGGAAGGCACGCCGGUGAGAACCGUUUGCCCGGCAAACCUCUCGAUGCUGCUGUGGAAGGGCACGGCAUCAGGCCUCAAUCCACCCUCUACCGCCUCGACUCUGAAGUGUAGUAAACGCAAACACACAGAGAAGGACGACUGCUUCUGCUUCAGCAGGCAGAUUCCAGAGCUUGCAGGACAGUAUGUUGUCCAGUUUGUGUUGGCUUUGGACGAAACCAAACAUCUGUGGAGCAAGCAGAUUCCACUAAAUGUCGUUCCCAAUAAAGCUGUGAAAUUAGCCCCCGAGACUCCACCUUUAACUCCUGUUGUGUCCAAUAGUAACAUUCGGGCCAAUCGCACACUGCUAGACAGCUUGAAUCUGAAGAUCAUGGACCAAUACAGUAACGCUACUGGUGAGGGUUUAGAUGGAAAAGUGAUUGUUACAGUUAAAGGCACAGGAGACGUGGUGCUUCCUUUGUUUGAGAAUGGAGAAACAAGUGUGUCAUACAGCCUCACUAACGGGGAGACUCUCAUUACUGAUUUGGCACUUUUGGAGAACAGUCCCGGUGUAGAUGGAGCCGAGUACAUCCUUCAGUUCAAUCCUGAGAUUCGGCAGACUAGUGUUACCAUCGCUGCAUACAGCCUGCCUUUCAGAUUCUGCAACGAUGCAGAACAUCAGAAAGUCAUUGUGACUCUCAGUAAGAAGAAAGAUCGCCUUUCCCAAACCGUUUUGAUGUACCGGGAAGUCUUUGAAACCAGUAAACAACUGAAAUCUGAACUUGAAUGUCAGGUGCAAGAUGCGACUCACAAACUAAAUGAGCUCAAAGCAGAGCUCCAAAAAAGUGGUUUCGACGUCUCCAAACUAACCACAGUAUCAGCAAUAGACAAAGUUAUAAAUGGCAAGAAAGAAAUUUUGACCAAAAUGGAUAAUCAGCCUCAGCGUAAAUGCAGCAUUCCUGACCCUUUCAAAGGCAGCCCAAAGGUUCUGGGAAAGGUGGGUCAUCUGGCACAGGUGGAGGAUGAUGAUGCAGCGAAGGUGAUCUCUUGGCAUAUUCUGGGUGACAUGGACUGUGUGGUUACUGAAACUACAUCUGCUGCCAAGAAAAUCUAUGAUGAUACGCAAGGACGACAACAAGUCAUUCCCCUCGAGACGGUCUUCUGGAGACCAAAUGACAGGCCUCUGCCUCACAUCAGGAAUGGCAUGCUUCUCUUCCAACCCAUUGGUAAUCCUGUGUUUGUCAAAGAUAUACUCAUUUUUCCUGAGCACGUAGAAAGCUGCAAUAAAGUUUUUGCAAGUGUUCUUGGAGACACCAUACUAAUUGAUGACUUGGAUUCUGCUAAUGAUUAUCGUCGGGGGGUGGUUCAGAAUAAGAUGCAGUGCCCCACGCUCUUAACGCGUCAGGGCGAGCGGAUACGCAGCAACGGGAAGUUCGGAGGACUGCAGAACAAGGCUCCAUCCAUUGAGAAACUUCGAGGACAAGUGUUUGGAGCACCAUUACCCAAAGAGUACAACCGCACCCGCCAUCAGAUGGAGUUACUGCAGCAGUGUCGUGUUGCAAUGCAGAAGUCCUCUGACGUCCAGUCUGAUUAUAACAGUCAUUUGGAGCACCUGCAGAGUCCUCAGAUGAAACAGAAACAACAAGAGCUCCAGCAGCAAGAGCAAGAGUUAAGAGAUCUUGAGGGAUCUCUCGCCAGAACUCCUGAGCAAAUGUACGCUGCAAGAGUGAAACGAGGACUUGAGCCAGAAACGCCCGAGCCCUCAGUCCCUGCUAAAAGAGCCCGCCGCAAAACACGCAAACUGGAUUCAUUGAAGUAACGCAAGCUGACAGCUGAUGCAAUGUUUUUUUGUGAGUUUAUCCAGUGUCAAAGAUUGUUCCAUAUUUUAUGUUCUU
Molecule: messenger RNA, 5831 nt
Organism: Sinocyclocheilus rhinocerous
Lineage: Eukaryota; Metazoa; Chordata; Actinopteri; Cypriniformes; Cyprinidae
Product: structural maintenance of chromosomes flexible hinge domain-containing protein 1-like
Exons: 46
Coding region: 230-5755 (1841 amino acids)
Biological process (GO): double-strand break repair; chromosome organization
Cellular component (GO): chromosome
Molecular function (GO): ATP binding; protein binding
Source: RefSeq, a predicted model, not a curated record